AUGGUGCAGGCAAUCAUUGUUGUGGGCGGUGGCUACUCGGGCAUUGAGUUUGCCCAAGCGCUCGCGUCCGAGCUCCCACCCCACGUAGCUGAAAUCACCGUGAUCGACAAGAACACGUUUACGUUCCACCACGAUGCCAUUCCUCGCGCUUUCGUCGAACGCGCCUUUGUGCCCAAGCUCUUUGUGCCCACGGACCGCGCCGUGCCUCAGUACACCACCAUCGUGCAUGGGCUCGUUGACGUCAUCUCGAGCGACAGCGUUCAGGUGCAUCCUCUCGUCGACGGCCAGCUCGACGGACACGCAUACCAAAUGCACUACGACUACCUCGUCCUUGCCACGGGCAGCAGCUACCCCGCGCCCAUCAAGGUGCCCGGUGACGUCUACAGCCGCGACGCCAUCGCCAACGCCAUCUACGACGCCCACGACCACAUUGCCAAAGCGUCCAGUGUGCUCGUUGUCGGGGGCGGCAGCGUCGGGUGCGAAGUUGCCGGUGAGAUCGCCGUCGCCUACCCGACGACUCAAGUCACUCUGGUUGACGGCCACGAACACUUGGUCGCUGGUGCGAAAAUGACGCCCGAGUUUCGCUGUCGGCUGAAAGAGGCGCUGGAAGCCAUUGGUGUGCGCGUCGUCUUGGGCGAGCGCCCGGUCGAACCGCUCCGAGCUCAGUCGUACACGCGGCAAACGACACUCCUCUCGAGAGGCACGGUGCUCACAACCGAUGUCCAGCUCCUCUGUGCGGGCAUGGCCCCAAACACAGAUCUGAUCGCGCAACUGGAUCCCGAUCUGGUGACGCCGGCCGGCAUCAAAGUCAAGCCCUCAAUGCAGCUCGACGAUGACCGCUACACCAACAUCUUUGUCAUUGGCGACGCGAGCAACCACCCGUCACCAAAGACAGCGCACAUUGCUGGCGACCAAGCCGAAUUCUUAGCCGCAAGCUUAGUCCAGAAGAUACUCCACGGAACCCCCGUCGGUGCAUUUGACGCAGGCCCGACAGAAGGCCUCAUGAUUCCGAUUGGACCUGAGGGCGGCGUCGCGCAGCUUCUCAACGGUGUCGUUGAAGGCGCCUGGCUCGUGCAAAAGAAGAAGCACAAGGACUACAACACACAGCGGCUUUGGACCCACUGGAAUGCGACGCUUUCAGCGCUCUAAGAGUGAAUUGCGCCACGUCCGAUAUUUCAUUUUUGACUUUUUGAUAACUAAAUACCUACUAGUAAACCAGACAUGUGUC
Saprolegnia diclina VS20 is the source of this 1228-nucleotide messenger RNA. RefSeq lists its product as hypothetical. The record is from RefSeq and is a predicted model, not a curated record. Gene Ontology annotation, cellular component: cytoplasm. Gene Ontology annotation, molecular function: flavin adenine dinucleotide binding; electron-transferring-flavoprotein dehydrogenase activity. The transcript has a single exon. NCBI's taxonomy places the organism in Eukaryota, Oomycota, Saprolegniomycetes, Saprolegniales, Saprolegniaceae. Bases 1 to 1149 code for a protein of 382 amino acids.